Silurus meridionalis is the source of this 3349-nucleotide messenger RNA. It is a transcript of the gene arfip2b, whose product is annotated as ADP-ribosylation factor interacting protein 2b. The record is from RefSeq and is a predicted model, not a curated record. NCBI's taxonomy places the organism in Eukaryota, Metazoa, Chordata, Actinopteri, Siluriformes, Siluridae. Gene Ontology annotation, biological process: intracellular protein transport; regulation of Arp2/3 complex-mediated actin nucleation. Gene Ontology annotation, cellular component: trans-Golgi network membrane. Gene Ontology annotation, molecular function: protein domain specific binding; phospholipid binding. Bases 469 to 1716 code for a protein of 415 amino acids. The transcript is spliced from 12 exons.
ACUGAAAGGACGGGAGGGAGGAGAAGGAGGUGGAGGUUUGCGUUUCCGAAUGAGAGCAAGAAACAAGCCGCUGGGGAAACAGCAGAGCUCGCUGAAGAUGAGAAAUCACUGAUUACAAAUAAUAAUAUUAUUAAGAAAAACAGCGUAGCACUUCCUCAUGCAGUAGUUUAUAAAUUUCCUGCUUUAUUGUGGACUGCCAGCGUCGGCUCGCGCAUGAUUUGGUGUGAACUAGAUUACUGCAAAUCCUCACUAUUGGAAACGAUCAGAAGCGGAAUCCUGAUUGUGGACCAAAACGACAUCUGAGUGUCAACACUGAAGUCAAGAGGCUUUUUAAGAGUGGAUUUGGUUGCCCCAUGACUUACAGGAGUAUCUUUUUAUUUACAUAAACAGCCAAAUACUUAAAGCUGAAAGGCUGUGAGGCCAUGACACCUGGCACCCUGUGAACAGUAGCAAAUGUGACACUCCAGCAUGACAGACAGUAUCAUGAGCAAAGCGGCCACAAUGGAGAUCCCUAUCAACAGUAACGGGGACAGCAGGACUCUGGGCGAGGAUGAUGGCUUUGAACAGGCUCCAAAGGUACAGUGGGGCCUAAAUGAGAAGGUAGGGCAUCCUUCAGGCCAAAGGGAUUUGCAGCAGGUAAUGGUAUCCGGGCCUAACCUAAACGAGACCAGCAUUGUAUCAGGUGGCUAUGGAGGUACUGCAGAAGGCAUCAUCCCUACUAGCUCUAUCAAAGGCCCUGCUAUUCAGCUCAACACUGACUUUAUCGGCAACAGACGCAUCCCAGUGAAUGGACAAGACCUGCGAAUGAAGUGCAGGGCGGUUAGCAUUGGCCCAAACCACACUGCUGCCAUCCGGAUAGCCAACCAAUCAGACGACUUCCCCGGUAUCCCAGGGCCCAGCAUGCACCACAGCAACAGUUCGACCAUGAUGGCGGAGGAGGCCACGAGAGGUGUCGCUGUAGAGAAGUUUGACAUGAUGAAGAAAUGGAGCUUGAACACUUAUAAGUGCACUAAACAGAUGAUCUCGGAGCGAUUCGGCCGUGGCUCUCGCACUGUAGAUCUGGAGCUGGAGGCUCAGAUCGAGGUUCUGCGAGACACCAAGCGCAAGUAUGAGAACGUGCUGCGCCUGGCCCGGGCGCUCACUAAUCACUUCUACAGCAUGGUGCAGACACAGCAUGCACUCGGAGACACGUUCGCUGACCUCAGCCAAAAAUCGCCGGAGCUGCGGGACGAAUUUGGCUACAAUGCAGAAACUCAAAAACUGUUGUGUAAGAACGGAGAAACUCUGCUGGGCGCCAUCAACUUUUUUGUAUCCAGCAUCAACACACUCGUCAACAAGACCAUGGAGGACACACUCAUGACCAUCAAGAUGUAUGAGAACGCAAGGUUGGAGUUUGACGCAUACAGAGCCGAUCUGGAAGAACUGAACAUGGGGCCCCGGGACGCCGUGACCAUGGCUCGCAUCGACAGUGCGCAGGAACAGUAUCAGAUCCACAAGGACAAAUAUGAGCGACUGCGCAGUGACGUUACAAUCAAACUCAAGUUCCUGGAGGAAAACAAGGUGAAAGUGAUGCACAAACAGCUUCUCCUUUUCCACAACGCAAUCUCUGCCUACUUUGCCGGCAACCAGCAGCAACUGGAACAGACCCUAAAGCAGUUCAACAUAAAGCUCAAACCUCCUGGAGCCGACAAGCCCUCCUGGUUAGAGGAGCAGUGAAAGUGCUCACAGCGCCUUUUGUCCUUCUGCAGGUUAUCAAUAGAGUAAUGAGACAGACGCAGCCUAGCCACCGUGGGAUCAGGGCAGCGGAAGGCUUACCAUCCUGUAGCUGUUGUAGGAGCCAAACCCCCUUCCCCCCCCUCUCCAUUCUUUCCUUCUUUUUUUCCUCUGCCUGUCUGUCUCGUUGCUAAAAUUGUGUUUGACCCUGAGAAUACGCACUACUUGUAUCUACUUCACUCUAAAGGCUGUUAAAGUUUUUGUUUGAACAAAAGCUUAGUGACAAUUGACCAAAUCCUCCUGGAAAUAUUGUGUCAAUCAGAACUUUAGUAGACUUCCAGCUGUUUUUGCUCUCUGUCUUUUUCUUUCUCUCUGCUAUAUAGUCAACCCUACUGACCACAAAACAACUCUUUUUCCCACCAACUUUUCUCCACAUUCGACUCCUGGACCUGGACUUGUAAAUGACUAAGAACUCUCAGUCCUACAUUUUUUCAAAGAAUGAAUUACCAGUCGGGGUGUAAAUGAUGUGGUGAUUAUUUCAGAAAUGACCUGGGAAAUGUAACCAUCAUAAUAAUUGUGAUUCAUUUGAUACAGAAUGGCAACAAGAUGAUUAGCAAAAUGGCAAAAUGAUUAGAUUUUUAUUUAUUUAUUUGAAGUGAAUUAUUUUUAUUUCACGUACUGUUUUUUUGUUUUUAGUUUAUUUUUUUUUUAUAGGUUAGAACACCUAGUGUACAUGUGUGUACCCUUCUUCUCAUCAGAUUCCGUUAACAAAAAAUUACAGUUAAGGUGUAACUGAAAACCCAGUAUGACUAUGUAUUCUGAUACAGGAAUGUUGAUCUUAUGGUCUACUAUUUAUUUUUAAGGCAGUGAACUAUCAUUUUUAGUGCACAUCCAAAUAACUCGGUUAUCACUGUCUUUGCAGUGUUCUGUCAUUUUAGCCACGAUGCAAAUUGCAGACUGAAAGCAGACAACCAUGGUAUUGGCUUGUACAACUAGCAUAUACUUCAUCCCCUUACUGUAGCACACACACAAAUACACAAACACACACCACCAUUCACAUGGUGGCAUUUUUUCGCAAUUCUCCGCAUUUUAACUCACAUGAUUCGAGUCAUCAGCUAAGUAACAUGUCUGAACUAGGUUUAACCAGAGUAGUUGGUGGAGGAAAAACUCCAGUUCUCAGCCAGGCUUAAGAAACACCAACAUGCUCUGAAAUACAAUUCAGCUUUGUUAUAUAUCUACCAUCUAGAGAGGAAAAUUAAGUGUUCAGAUCAUUUGUGGCAUAUUGUUCAUUCUCAGCACUUGAACCACACUAAACUCUCAGGACACGUGCCAGUCUGUGGGCGUGUAAUACGAGACAGUUGUGAUUAAAUACUGUGCUAUGUACUAAUUUGUGGGUUUUUUUUUUUUUUUUUGUAUUUUGUCUGUAUAUCUGUUGCUUUAAAUAACAAUGAAUGUUUAAUCCAGGAAAUCUAGUCUAGUGUAGUCUGUAUAAUUUUCAUUAAUAUAUUUGUCUAUAUUAUAGAGCUGCCAUUGAUUAUCAUACACUAUAGGGUCUGUCAAUUUUCUGUUUUUCUUUUUUCUUUAUUUAUUUUUUUCCCCAUAAGCUUAUUCUUGAUUAAAAAUGAAGGUUACUUUA